This is a messenger RNA of Cooperia oncophora, 471 nucleotides long. The record is from the annotation of a GenBank genome assembly. Lineage: Eukaryota; Metazoa; Nematoda; Chromadorea; Rhabditida; Trichostrongylidae.
AUGUCUAUGGAAGAAGCUGAACAGCUCUAUGAAAUGCUGAAAAAACUUAGUCCUCGAGAGCAAGCCAUCAUUCGGCCGGUAUUGGAACGUGAUUUGGAGUUUCAGCGGAGGGAAAAGGCUCGUGUACGGCAGUUGAAAACGUAUGUGGAAUUGUCAGAAAUGCAACCAAUGCAACCACCGCCACCAGUGGUGAGAAGACGGCCACCCGGCUACCCAUUGAUGCAGAGCGUUUCAUCGGACAGUAUGGUCAGCAUCGCUUCGUUUCGAAGUAAUCGUCCCACUGUUGCUAGGUCCACCCCUGACCCACCAACGGGUCGUGCGUGCUUUCAUUGUCGUUGCCGUCUCGGCUUAAUCUUCAAUGCUGGCACUCGUUGUGCCCAGUGUGGACGCUUGCUGUGCAACAUGUGUCGCCGUGGAGCGUAUCGCUCAAAAUGGUUGUGCCAGACGUGCUACGCUCAACGGAAGGGUUAA